AUGCGGGGAAGUAGUGGAAGAAUGAUUUUCGUUAAAAUGGCAGUUAUUUUAGUGCUGUUUGGGGCCGGGUAUAUAUUUACGCGGUUAGUACCUCUUACUCUUAUGAAUUUUAAGAGUGUACGCCCAAACAUGCUGUAUUCUUGGAACGAAACAGUGAAAUUCAAGUAUGUCGUGCUUGCUACUGUUUUAUUGCUGCCUCUGUUGCAGAUUGUGACCGUGAACAUGCAUAAUAAGAAGAUGAGGAGUCUGGAUAUUUUGCUGGAUGCUUACAUUGGGAUAAAUGCGACUUUUAUUAUUACGGCUGCUGCAAAGUGGGCAGUUGGCAAGGAGAGACCGGAUUAUAACGAUAGAAUACUGCAGAAUCUCAAGGCCCAUGCUAUUUUGGAGGGGAGGAGGUCAUUUCCCUCUGGGCACAGUUCAAUUUCCAUGGCUUUGGUGUUUUAUUUAGUGCACCAUGCAUGGAUGGCAGUGAAAGACACGCCUAAGCCAUUGGUGCGCAGUGUUUUACUGUACAUUGGGAUAUUUGUGCCUAUAGUUGUAGGAUGUUUUGUGUGCAUCAGCAGGAUAUGGGAUAAUAGACAUGAUGAAGUCGAUGUAUUAGUGGGGUACUUAAUAGGCAUAACUAUACCUUACAUUACGCACAUAACUUUAAAAGGAAAAGAGAAGAAAUUAAUUGAAGAGGGCUCAGACAGUCCUGCUACUAAGGCAGGAGAGAGUGGGGCCAAUUCCGAAGUGCUAGAAAUGAAGAAAUGUCCUUGA
Molecule: messenger RNA, 759 nt
Organism: Nematocida ausubeli
Lineage: Eukaryota; Fungi; Microsporidia
Exons: 1
Coding region: 1-759 (252 amino acids)
Biological process (GO): phospholipid metabolic process
Molecular function (GO): phosphatidate phosphatase activity
Source: RefSeq, a predicted model, not a curated record